Molecule: messenger RNA, 581 nt
Organism: Zerene cesonia (dogface butterfly)
Lineage: Eukaryota; Metazoa; Arthropoda; Insecta; Lepidoptera; Pieridae
Exons: 3
Coding region: 106-513 (135 amino acids)
Source: RefSeq, a predicted model, not a curated record
AAUUUUAUGCUGCUGUAGACAAUGAUAUAAUCACAAUAUAGCAAAAUUUUGUGUAACAUUCAGAACAUGUAGUUGUCGUUUUUAUUCACCUAUCUAUACAUUGAAAUGGGCUGCGUGUGUUGCUCCUUGAGUUCUUUUAUAUCCAUCGUAUUAGACGCACUAGAGAGGGUAUCACUAUGUACGGUCUGUGCAAUGCUCACAUGCUGCCUCAUGCUUACAAUAAUAACGGUACUGGUCAUUGGAAUAGGUAUCGGAUUUCACUAUUGUUUCGUACAAAAUUCGGUCGAGACUAUGGAAAAAGCUGCACAAGCGGCUGGUGCUAUGAGAUCAGGGGCGCCUAAGCCCAGUAACCACGUCAUGCGUUCGGUUGAUAAGGCAGUGAAACGUGGAUUCGCGCAUCGAAUGGCGAGAAGGGAAGCAAAUCCUCCCCCUUUAUAUAAUGACAUUAGUAAUUCUUCAUCUUAUGUAAAAACUAAUUCAACAAGUACAAAUCAAACUGUUUCUAUGAUGUAAAUUUUUAAGUGUUUGUCAGUUGGGUGUAAGCAAUUGUAAACCGUUACGUUUCAAAAUAAAACUAAGCA